AUGAGGCGCAGCUUAGCGCCUAGCCAAAUAGGCGCUGGUGAUGCAGUCUUCAAGAGUCCUUUGCUCGAUUCGGCUAAACGUAAACGGCGCGAAUGUGCAAGAAUCCCUCUGACUCAAAAAUCCGCCUCUCAAGCUAUGUCUGCUUCAGAACACGAGAACCUUAUACGUCAGAUACUGAACAAACCUUUCAAGGUGCCAAUUCCUAAUUAUGUGUCGUCGUAUUGCAGCAAGAGUUUAGGUCUAAAGAGAAGUCAAGUAAGACGUGCACUGCACGAUCCGGAUGAACCGAACGCCCUGGUAUUAUACUGUCCACCUCAUAUUCCCGAACACGAGAAAAUGAAGAUGAGUCCAAAUGACAUAAGAGUUGCAGUUGUAGUAGACCCAGUUCUAGGCAAUAUACUUCGACCUCAUCAGCGCGAAGGCGUAAAGUUUAUGUACGACUGUGUCACUGGAAAGCAAAUAGAAAACGCUUAUGGGUGCAUCAUGGCUGAUGAAAUGGGACUUGGAAAGACACUCCAGUGUAUAACAUUGUUGUGGACUUUAUUAAGACAAGGGCCAGACUGCAAACCCACUAUUUGUAAAGCUAUAAUUGUUUGCCCCAGUAGUUUAGUAAAAAAUUGGUAUAACGAAAUUCAUAAGUGGCUUGCCCAAAGAAUAAAUGCAUUACCCAUGGAUGGAGGCUCCAAAGCAGAAAUUACAUUAAAAUUGCAACAAUUUAUGAACACAUACUCGGCCACACGGGUAGCAACGCCUGUACUGAUAAUUUCAUAUGAAACAUUUAGAAUAUAUUCUAACAUUUUACAUUCAUCAGAGGUGGGACUGGUGCUCUGUGAUGAAGGACACAGAUUAAAAAACAGUGAAAACCAAACAUAUCAGGCUUUAAUGGGUUUAAAAGCUAAGAGAAGGAUUUUAAUAUCUGGUACCCCUAUACAGAAUGACUUAACAGAAUAUUUUAGUCUUGUUCAUUUUGUAAAUGAAGGUAUACUUGGUACCGCACAUGAAUUCAAGAAGAGGUAUGAAAACCCUAUUUUAAAAGGUCAAGAUGCUUUGGCAACACCACAAGAACGAGAAAGAGCUCAGGAAUGUCUGCAAACAUUGACUUCUAUUGUCAACAAGUGCAUGAUAAGAAGGACAAGUAAUUUGCUCACUAAGUACUUACCUGUGAAGUUUGAACAAGUCAUUUGUGUGAAAAUGACUCCCCUUCAGACUCAGAUAUAUAAAAACUUCAUAAACUCAGAUGCAAUCCGUAACAAAUUCUCUGGUACUGGUGAGAAGAACACUCUCAGUGCCUUAUCUAGUAUUACAACUCUGAAAAAGCUAUGCAAUCACCCAGACCUUGUGUACGAUAAAAUUAUAGAAAGAUCUGAAGGUUUUGAGAAAGCCAAGGAUUUGUUGCCAAGCAAUUACGACAUCAAAGAUGUCAAACCAGAGUAUUCUGGCAAACUGAUGAUAUUAGAUUGCAUAUUAGCUAAUCUUAAGACUAAUACAGAUGACAAGAUUGUCCUUGUGUCUAACUACACACAAACACUAGAUCUUUUUGAGAAACUAUGUAGAAAAAGAGUUUACAAUUAUGUUAGAUUAGAUGGCUCUAUGACCAUUAAAAAGAGAGCUAAAGUUGUUGAAAGCUUCAACAGUAAAGACUCUAAAGAGUGGAUCUUCAUGCUUAGUUCCAAAGCUGGAGGCUGUGGACUGAAUCUCAUUGGUGCAAACCGUUUGAUUAUGUUUGACCCUGACUGGAAUCCGGCUAAUGAUGACCAAGCUAUGGCUAGAGUGUGGCGUGAUGGUCAAAAGAAGCCUUGCUAUAUUUAUAGGUUAUUAGCCACAGGUACAAUUGAGGAAAAGAUAUUCCAAAGGCAAGCCCAUAAGAAAGCCUUAAGUGAUACGGUUGUUGAUCAAAACGAGGAGUCUUUACGUCAUUUCACCUCAGAUGACUUGAAAGAUCUGUUCCGUUUAGAAGAAAACACACUCUCAGACACACACAGCAAAUUCAAAUGUAAGAGAUGUGUAAAUAACAUACAAGUGACAGUGCCACCAGAGAAUUCAGAUUGCACUUCAGAUUUAUCAAAUUGGUAUCACUGUGCCGAUAAAAAGAGUUUGGCUGAUAUAGUUUUGAAACAGUGCUGGGACUUGGCAAAGACUAUAUCAUUUGUGUUUCAUCACCGAUCCGCUAAAACUGAAGCUAGGAUUGAAGAUGCAAAAGAAGAAGAUAAGGAGAAUGUCCAACAAAAGAAAAAGAGGAAACUUGAAAUGGAUGAAGACUAUUCUGAACCAGAUGACAGUGCUGAUGAAGAUUAUGAAUAA
Chilo suppressalis (striped riceborer) is the source of this 2301-nucleotide messenger RNA. Lineage: Eukaryota; Metazoa; Arthropoda; Insecta; Lepidoptera; Crambidae. The record is from the annotation of a GenBank genome assembly.